This is a messenger RNA of Trifolium pratense (red clover), 6487 nucleotides long. RefSeq names its product coiled-coil domain-containing protein 18. The record is from RefSeq and is a predicted model, not a curated record. The transcript has 11 exons. NCBI's taxonomy places the organism in Eukaryota, Viridiplantae, Streptophyta, Magnoliopsida, Fabales, Fabaceae. The coding region runs from base 383 to 6157 and encodes 1924 amino acids.
ACAUAAUUUUUUCUAGCUUUGUGUAAACAUAUUUUUGUGUGUUUAGGAUUCUCUUUUACUCUUCACUUUUGUCAGUCCUUGGGUUCUGAGUAUUUUCUUUUGGUGUGGGGUUGAAUUUAUUGCCAUUCUCAAACUAGUGCCAUUCUCAAAAAUCACUUCUUUCUUCAACCCAUUUUCCCAUUAUCUUCAUCUCUUCAAAUUCCAAUUCUUUCUUCUCGAUCCAUGGAUUCUUCCACCUAAAAAUUUCAUCUUUUGUCUCUCUGCAAGGUGACUACAUUUACUGGAAACAACAAUUAACUGGGUGUUGGAACUGGGAAUGAAACUGAAACCUUUCAAGUUUUGACAAUUAAUGCACUUUAGGUGGGAUUGAUUUUCUUGAACAAUGUCUAGAGUUACUAAGUGGAAGAUUGAGAAAACAAAAGUAAAGGUGGUUUUUCGUCUCCAAUUCCAUGCUACACAUAUUCCACAAUCUGGAUGGGAUAAACUAUUUAUUUCUUUCAUCCCUGCUGACUCUGGGAAGGUUACAUCAAAAACAACCAAAGCGAAUGUGAGAAAUGGAACUUGCAAGUGGUCAGAUCCAAUUUAUGAAACUACAAGAUUGCUCCAAGACAUUAAAACAAGACAAUUUGACGAGAAAGUUUACAAACUUGUUGUUGGGAUGGGCUCUUCACGAUCUAGCAUCCUUGGUGAGGCCAACAUAGACCUGGCAGAUUUUGUUGAUGCAUUGAAGCCUACAGCUAUUGCUUUGCCUCUUAACGGAAGUGAGCCUGGAGUCACACUACAUGUCGCAGUGCAGCUUCUCACUUCCAAAACCGGUUUCAGAGAAUUUGAACAGCAGAGGGAACUCAGGGAGAAGGGUCUACAGACAACCUCUGACCAAGGUAGUCAUGAUGAAUCUGCUGAUAGCAAAGACUCAUCUCCAGACCAGAAUGUCAAUAAUCACAUUAAUAAGGUUAAUUCAAGACUGAAAUUGAAAAGGGAAUCAAAAUAUCUCCCUCGUACUUCUUCGCUCGAAGGAGAAUCAAGGUUAAAUGACGAGUAUGCUGACUCAGCUGGUGGACUUGACGGCUCUUCUACGACUUCUGAAAGUGUAUAUACUGAAAAGCAUGAUAUCUGCAGCAUAGACUAUUCAGCUGCAAAUAAUUUGGCUGCUGCUUCCGAAGACUGUAGCAGUAGCAGUCUUAUGGGAAAUCUAGAAGCAGCCGAGUCAUCUAUUCUUGAUCUAAAACUGAAGGUGAACAGUUUGCAAAGUCAUUCUGAUGAAAUAGGUGUUGAAACAAAACUUUUUUCUGAGCAAAUUGCUACUGAGAUAUCAUCAGGAGAAGCGCUAGCAAAAGAGGUCGCUGUACUAAAAUCAGAAUGUUCAAAGUUUAAAGAUGAAUUUGAGCAGCUUAAAAGUUCUAAGUUAAGCUUAGCAUUUGCUUGCAAUGAGCCAACUGAGACAGAUAGGGAUAGAUUAUUCCAUAACUUACAGCUUAAAUGGCAUAAAGGGCUUUUGCUCAUGGAAGAUAAGUUAAGAGAUAUUCAGAAGGUAUCAAUGGGAUUUCCUGAAAGGGAUUUUAGGUUCUUUAACUUGGAGUUGGAAAGAGCGGUUGAGAUAUUGCAGGAUCUUAAACAUGAAUCUGGAGAUCCAAUUCCAGGGACUAAAGUUGCCAAUGGAAGAGAGACCAAGAAAAUGGAUUUACAAAUGGGUGAUCAACUUUUAACAGAUAUUGGGUCUGAUGUAGCUUUAUUUCAACCUGAAAGCAUGACUCGUUAUCUUACCGUACCUGGCCUUGUGUCUCACGAGUUUGAUUCUGUAGAUCCCACCCUUGCUAUGAAGGAGAAAAUUUUCGAACUUCUAAGGGAGCUAGACGAGUCCAAAACUGAAAGGGAGGGCUUUGUGCGAAAAAUGGACCAGAUGGAGUGCUACUAUGAAGCUCUUAUUCAGGAACUUGAGCAGAAUCAGAGGCAGAUGAUGGCCGAGUUGCAGAACCUCAGGAAUGAACAUUCUACUUGUCUGUAUGCAAUUUCUGCUGGUAAGACUGAGAUGGAGAAAAUGCACCAAAGUAUGAAUGAGCAGAUAAUGAAAUUUUCUGAAGAUAAGCGCAUUUUGGAAUCUCUCAACAGUGAGUUUGAAAGAAGGACUAUUUCUGCAGAAGCAGCCCUUAAAAGAGCUAGAUUGAACUAUUCUAUUGCUGUCGGUCAAUUGCAAAAAGAUCUCGAACUUCUUUCUUGCCAGGUUCUUUCUAUGCAUGAGACAAAUGAGAAUCUCAUAAGCCAGACCCUUUCCGAUUCUUCACUUUCAAACACUGAUGGUUUCCCGGAGCCAGUGAAUUAUACUAAAAAAUCGGCAGGUCAUGCUUCUAAUCAAUUGCUACGUCAAAAUCACAGUUCUUCCUUUCAAAGACAACAUUUGGGUGAAGACGUUUUACUAAGCGAAUUGAAAAGAUCACUUCAAUUGCAAGAGGGGUUAUACAGACAAGUUGAAGAAGAAAUCGGCCAAAUGCAUUUUGUAAAUAUAUACUCAGAUGUGUUUUCUAAGGCUCUGCAAGAGACAUUACUUGAAGCCAGCCUUAACAUUCAGGACAUGAAAGAUGAAAAUUUUCAACUCUCUAGGCAGAUGGCGCUUAAAAAUCAAUCCAACGAGUUACUGGUGCUGAGAUUGCAGAAUGCUACGAAUGAUAUCCACUCAUUACAGGAGUACAAGGAGAUUUGCAUAGCAAAAAGCAAUGAUCUUACUCAACAGAAUCAAAGGUUAGAGGAUAGUUUAAAAGUUCUUUCUCAUGAGAACAAUCUUCUUACUCAUAAAAUUAAUGAGUUGGAAGUCCUUCUGACAGAUUACAGAAGCUAUAAAAGCAAAUUUGUUGCGUGCAGUGCAGAAAACUCAGAGUUGAAGGACUUACUGAAAAAAGAGAGCCUAGAAAAUGACAAUCUUCAUGAUGAGAUAUCUAUUUUGAAGGAAGAGUUAAAAUCUUUCAGAACUAACUUUGAUGAACUGGAUUCCAUGAAGAAUGAUCUGCAAAAUAAAGUCGUCUUUUUAUCUAAUAAGUUGCAGCAAUUGGUGGCAUCAUAUGAUGAUAGAUGCACUGAACUUUCUCUUUGUAGUAGUUCUGCUUGUUUGGAUUCAGAAUGUGAAGACUUAGAAGGUCUGUUACUGCGACUAGAAGAACAACAACGCAAUGCAUUUGAUAGGAUCCUGAUACUCAUUGAAGAGAAGAAAAAUUUGGCGAGGGAAAAACAUAUGGUUCAAGUAUCUUUAAGCACCGCAGAAUCAGACGCUCUAGUCAUGAAACAGAAGUUUGAGUGUGAUUUACAGAAGAUGGUAAGUGACAUAAGUGUGUCUGGUAUCCAGUUGCAGAAACUUGAAUCAAAUCUUGAGGUGUUUGUUGACAGGAUCAGUGCUGGUCUUAAAUCUGAAGAUAUAUACUCUCAGCAGCACAAUGAAUUGUUUUCCAGUCUUGAUCAUUUGGAAGCUGAACUUCAGCAACUUAAUUCAAGAAAUCAAGAUCUUACUCAAGAAAUUAUAAAGCUAGGUACUCUAUCUAGUGACCUUGAAAUGUGUAAGCUGACCUUAGCAACAAUUACAGAGGAGAAGAAAGCUUUGGAGUUGUCUUUACAGGAUAAAACAGAAGAAUCUGCCAAUAUUUCAUCGGAGAUUAACUUUUUGAAAAACAGUUUGUGCUCUCUGCACAACGAGAAGAAAGCUUUGGAGUUGUCUUUACAGGACAAAACAGAAGAAUAUGCCAAGACUUCAUCUGAGAUUAAAUUUUUGAAAAACAACUUGUCUUCACUGCACAAUGAGAAGAAAGCUUUGGAGUUGUCUUUACAGGACAAAACAGAAGAAUCUGCUAAGACUGCAUCGGAGAUUAAUCUUGUGAAAAACAACUUGUCUUCACUGCACAAUGAGAAGAAGGCUUUGGAGUUGUCUUUACAGGAUAAAACAGAAGAAUCAGCCAAGAUUUCAUCUGAGAUUAAUUUUUUGAAAAACAACAUGUCCUCUCUGAACAAUGAGUUGCAUGAUGAAAAAGUCUUCAGAGAAAAAUUGGAGAAAAAAGUUGCUGAUCUUACCACAGAAUUGAAUGAAAAGCAACACCACCUGCAGGAUUCUGAUAUGAACAGACAAGAACUGGUCCAUCUCAAGCAAGUGGUCAAAGACUUGGAAUUUGAGAAAUCAAAAUUCUCAGAUCUUCUACAGAUAUCUGAGAAACGUCUUGAAGAUGCUUUAAAGGAAUCUUCUUCUAUUAGUUGUCUGGAAAGUCACUUAUCUGAAAUGCAUGAAUUUUCAACAGCCACGGAUGUUGUUACGAUCUUUACCAGAGCUCAGUUCGAAGGUCAUGUAGAGGAACUUACUGAGAAACUUCAUUCUGCUUGCAGACAAGUGGAUGUGCUUUGUGAUAAGAAUCUUGAUUUGGAAUCUGAAUUGAAUCAUUGUCUUUGUAGAGAAUUGAAUUGCAUGGAAGAAAAUAUAACAUUGUCGACGAGUCUUGACUACCUAAAGUCUGAGUUAGCGGUUUAUACUGCUCAGUGUAGAGCACUAAUUGAUCAAAAUAGUGUAACAAUAUCAGAGCUUAAGGAACACAAGAGCAAGACAGAAAAUGUCAGCAACUCUUCUUACUUAUGUGACAGUGAGUGUCAGCUUGAGGUUGUAAGGCUGGAGCAAUUGCUGGAAAAUGUUAGUAGAGAUGGGGAAGGACUGGUUUUAUCAAAUGUAGAAGCUGAAGUCAAAUGUAUAGUUCUCCAAGGAAAAUUGAAUGAACUAGAAACUGCAAUUACUUCAUUGAAACAAUCAGAUAAUGAGCUGAUAAGGUUGCAGAACCAAUGUAACGAGCUUACCAGGAGGCUUUCUGAACAGGUUCUUAAGACAGAGGAGUUCAAGAAUUUGUCUAUUCAUUUGAAGGAACUGAAAGACAAAGCUGAAACUGAGUGCCUUAAUACCCGUGACAAAAGAGGACAUGAAGGACCACCGACCGCUAUGCAAGAGUCAUUGAGAAUUGCAUUUAUCAAGGAACAAUAUGAAACUAAGUUGCAAGAACUGAAACAGCAACUGUCUUUGUCGAAAAAGCAUAGUGAGGAAAUGCUGUGGAAACUACAAAGUGCGAGUGAAGAAACUGAGAGUAGAAAAAAGUCCGAAGCUUCUCAAAUAAAAAUAAAUGAAGAGCUGGGAAUGAAGAUCUUGGAAUUGGAGGCAGAGUUACAGGCUGUAAUUUCUGACAAACGCAAUUUGUUAAAUGCUUAUGACCUGUUAAAGGCUGAAAAGGAGUGUUCCGUGAUAUCACUUGAAUGCUGUAAGCAAGAAAAACAAGAGCUCGAAGCUUCUCUUCUGAAAUGCAGCGAGGAAAAGUCCAAAAUUGAAUCAGAGCUUACCUUGGUGAAGGAAUCAAUUGAGACUUUGAAAUCUAAUGUGAAUGUUCUGAAUGAGGGCAAUGGCACACUGUCUUCAUUAAAUCCUCAAGAAAAAUCAACCCCUGCUGCACCAGACAGUGCAAAUUCAAUCCCCAAUAUACAACCAGAGGAUUCUCUUGCAUUUAGAGUUACAAAUGGAUGCCAAACUCAACAAACUGAAGAGGAUUUACAACAAAAUGAAGAAAAAAAGCAUUUGGCUUUAGCUGAAAGUUUGAAAUCUAGCAUUGAUCACUUGAAUAAGGAGUUGGAAAGGAUGAAAAAUGAUAAUAUGCUUCCUACAGAAGAUGGUCAAAACCACGAGGCGCGUUUUCCUGGUCUGCAAAGAGAACUGACACAGUUACAUGAGGCCAAUCAAGAGUUAGGAAACAUGUUUCCUGUGUUCAAUAAAUUCUCUGUCAGUGGUAAUGCAUUAGAAAGAGUGCUUGCUUUGGAAAUCGAGCUUGCCGAAACAUUGCAAGCCAAGAAGAAGUCAAGCAUCCAAUUUCAGAGCUCUUUUUCGAAGCAACACAGUGACGAAGAAGCAGUGUUCAGGAGUUUCAGGGAUAUCAAUGAGCUGAUUAAAGAUAUGUUAGAACUAAAGACGAGACAUUCUUCCAUGGAGACAGAACUGAAAGAGAUGCAUGACCGUUACUCUCAACUAAGUCUUCAGUUUGCAGAAGUUGAAGGCGAGAGACAAAAACUCAUAAUGACACUUAAGAAUACUCGAGCAUCAUCCAAGAAGGCUCCAAAUUCAUCGACCUACUUCAGAGACCAUUCCUUAUCACCGCACUAGGGUGCCAUUUUUUAGUUUAGUUUACCCCCUUGCGCAGGCCAAUAAUCGAUGAUUGGUUAAAAAUUGAGAUAUUUGUGGCCCCAUUAUAUCUUUCAUUUUGUUUAUUAUAUAGAUAUAGGUAUAUAGAUUAUGUUAUAUAAGGGCCCUCAUCAGCUAUGUCAAGAGUUAUAUUUUUGCAAGGGUUGGUAAUGUUAUCAUUUCAUAAUUUUCACAAGAUGCAGAUAAUAAUUUGUGUAAAUAAACUAGUGUUUGUCAUCAACUCUUGAGUGUUGUAAUUGUUUUUCUGUACAGCGACAAGAUCUUACAAUAAUAUUUGUAUUUAAAGGUCCA